This is a messenger RNA of Lingula anatina, 1845 nucleotides long. RefSeq lists its product as uncharacterized. Gene Ontology annotation, molecular function: RNA binding. Gene Ontology annotation, biological process: mRNA splicing, via spliceosome. Lineage: Eukaryota; Metazoa; Brachiopoda; Lingulata; Lingulida; Lingulidae. Gene Ontology annotation, cellular component: U2-type spliceosomal complex; RES complex. The record is from RefSeq and is a predicted model, not a curated record.
UCUCGAAACUAGUCAACAUGAGCGCGACGUUGAGCAAAGCUGAUUAUUUAAAGAGGUACAUGUCCGAUUCAGCGGGUACUGAAAAGACUAAGAAGAAGAGGAAGAAACCUAAAGCAGUGAAGCCUCAUUCUGGGCUGAAAAUAAUAGAUGAGGACUUGGACUUUAAGACUGGCAUCCCAUCUGCUGACACUGGUCAUGUUGAGGAGGAGGAGGAAGAAGAAGAAGCACCAACUGUUGCUGAAAUUGUGGAUGAAAGACCAGUCCAUGUCCAGAGGAUAGAACAAUACAGGAAGGACAGCAAGUGGAAGUUACUCGCUUCUGAUAAGCAAGCAGCAGAUAGGGCAAAUGUAGAGUAUGGUGAACUUGACACCUCUCCACAAGGCAACAAACAGCGUCAUGAUUCUGACUCUGAUGUGUCUCCGCCAAGAAGGAAAAACAGGCAUGAUUCUGAUGAAUCUCCACCUAGAACAAAAAAGACAGACGUAAUAAAUGGAAAAACUGAUAAAACUACAGUGUCUAGAAGACAGAGACAUGAUUCUGAUUCUGACCAAUCAAUACCUAGGAGACAAAGGCAUGAUUCUGAUUCUGAUUCUGACCAGUUAUUACCUAGGAGACAAAGGCAUGAUUCUGACCAAUCUCCCCCAAGAAAACAAAGACAUGACUCUGGUUCUGACCAAUCUCCUCCAAGGAAACAAAGACAUGACUCUGGUUCUGACCAAUCUCCUCCUAGGAAACAAAGACACGACUCUGGUUCUGACCAAUCUCCUCCAAGGAAACAGAGAAAUACUUAUGAUUCAGACCAGUCCCCUCCCAGAAAAUCCAAGAAACAGAACUCCGAUUCUGAUCAGUCCCCUCCUAGAAGACAAAAGAAACAGGUAGAUUCUGUUGAAUCCCCUCCCAGAAAAAAUAAACAAGACUCACUGAGAAGUAAAGAAGGGAAGAUGAGUAAAACCCUGGCAGGUGCUAAAGCAGGUCUAUCAUCUGCCAGAGAAAUGAGAGAAGAAGCAGAAAAACUGAAAAGAAAGGAAAAUAAGAUGUUUCAACAGAUAGAUGCUGAAGCUCUUGGGAAGAAUGCAGAAACUGUGUUCAGAGACAAAGGAGGGAAGAGAAGAAACUUAAAAGAAGAAAAACUGAAGCAGAGGGCAGAGGAUGCCAAAAAGGAAGAGAUGAAUGAAAAGUAUAUGGUUUGGGGGAAAGGAAUGGCACAAAAAGCACAACAGGAACAGACGCUGCAGGAAACACUACAUGAAAUGGACAAGCCCCUCGCAAGAUUCAAAGAUGACGAGGAUUUGGACGCCAUGUUGAAGGAGCGAGAGCGGGCAGAGGACCCCAUGCUGGCAUAUAUGCAGAAGAAGAAAGCUAAGGAAAACAAAGGAGGGUCAAAGGCCAAAGCUAAACCAAGGUACCGUGGCCCAGAGCCUCCCCCUAACCGCUUUAACAUUUGGCCCGGGUACAGGUGGGACGGGGUCGACAGAUCCAACGGAUUUGAGAAGGAAUUCUUCGCCAAGAUGGCCAACAAGAAAGCUGUAGCAGAUAUGGCAUAUAAAUGGAGUGUGGAAGAUAUGUGAACACUGUUUUGUUCCACCGAGUCUCGGAUAUGUUUAUAGGCUAAAUGUAGGAGUGAUAUUUAGAAGGUCAGGCUCUUAAUCUAAGGGAGAGAAAAGAUGGGACGAACCAUCCUUUGCACUGGGGCUUGACGAGUAUAGUAAAUGCAGGGGAAAUUAUAGGUGAAGUAAGUGCCCAACUCACUCAACCUGUCAACAGUCUUGAGAGUCUUACGCUGGCAAAAUGGCCCAUACCAAUGACCAUGAUCAUAAAAAUAGCUGAAAUGGUUGACGGCUUCAA